AGGAAUAUGUAUCCGGUUUGUGUGAGUUUCCCGUGCCCUCUCACCUUAAUCUCACGUCUGUCAAACGGUCGUGAAUUUUCAGAAGAUGUGAGACUUCGGGAAGUGGGCACACCAAGAAGAUUGCAUCACGAAUUCGCAUGAUGCCUUGACGUUCAAAAUAUAUUACGACCUCCGAUGCUCCGAUUUAUUUGUGGUAACGACGAGAAGGAAUCUGUCGGUAAAGGGAGCGAAAUAAUCAGUUCAUAUAGCAAUGGCCACGACAGAAGGAGUCACGAUAGAGGAGCUCAGGAUUGAAAUUGAGAGACUUUCACGCGAAUUAGAUUUAGCUUCUACAGAAAAAAUUCAAUCUGCUCAAUACGGUCUUGCUUUGCUCGAAGAGAAAUCUGCCUUACAACAAAGAUGCAACGAUCUCGAGGCCCUCUACGAAAACACGAAACACGAGUUGGAAAUCACGCAAGAGGCUUUAGCAAAAUUUCAGACUACUACAAAAUUAACUACAAAAAGUGGUAUUGAACAAGAAGAAACUCUUCUUAAUGAAAGUGCUGCAAGAACAUCUCUUCAGACACAAAUUAUUGAAUUAGAAAAUGAAACAAAACAAUUACGUCAUGAAUUAGAACGUGUUCAAGCAGAACGUGAUCAUGCAUUACAAGAACGAGAGGAAGUUGGAAAAGAUCAUCAACAAGCAGAAACAGAAAGAAAAUCUUUACGUACUAUGUUACGUGAAUGUAGAUUUCGUGAAGCUCGACUUUUACAAGAUUAUUCAGAAUUAGAAGAUGAAAAUAUUUCAUUACAAAAACAAGUAUCUGGUUUACGAUCCAGUCAAGUAGAAUUUGAAGGUGCUAAACACGAAAUAAGGAGAUUAACAGAAGAGGUGGAACUUUUAAAUAGUCAAGUUGAAGAAUUAACAAAUUUAAAAAAAAUUGCUGAAAAGCAAAUGGAAGAAGCACUUGAAUCCUUACAAGCUGAGCGGGAAGCAAAGUAUGCUCUUAAAAAAGAAUUGGAUCAAAGAAUUAAUAGCGAAUCAAUUUAUAAUCUUAGUAAUCUUGCACUUUCAAUUCGAGGAAUUACGGAAGAUCAAACUAUAUGUAGUGAUGGAGAAGAUGAUUCUCCUGCAUUACGUAGAAUUGAAGCAGAUUUAAAAACUCAAGAACCAGGUACUUCUGCUACUGAUAAACAAGUUGAUUUAUUCUCUGAGAUUCAUUUAAAUGAACUAAAGAAAUUAGAAAAACAAUUAGAAUUAGCAGAAUCUGAAAAAGCUCAUCUUACGCAAAAUUUACGAGAAUCGCAAUAUGCGGUUGAAAAAAGUCAAAAUGAAUUACAGUCCUUUGUUGCACGUAUAGUGCAAUUAGCAGCUCAUGUGCAAUCAUUGCAUCAUCUUCACUCAAAGUUACCUGAGAAACAAACUGAAGAACCAACAUUAGAUAAAUUGAAUCAGGCAAUUAUGCAAUAUCAUCAAUGGAGUACUAUGUCAGCACGUGAAGUGAAUCAACUUCAAAAGGAUUUAGCUGAAUUAGAAAAUGGUUUAACUAUAUCUGAUUCAACUCAACAACUACGAACAGAAUUAACAAAUCUUAGAAACAAGCAACAUUGUGGCAAAUAUUAUGAAGAAUGGAAAUGUAAGUCAAUAAUAUAAUAAAAUUUUAUUGAUAGAAGAUUCAAUAAAUAAAAAUAAACAAAUAAC
Apis florea (little honeybee) is the source of this 1681-nucleotide messenger RNA. It is a transcript of the gene BicD, whose product is annotated as Microtubule-associated protein Bicaudal D. Gene Ontology annotation, biological process: protein localization to organelle; microtubule anchoring at microtubule organizing center; regulation of microtubule cytoskeleton organization. The record is from RefSeq and is a predicted model, not a curated record. Gene Ontology annotation, molecular function: dynein complex binding; cytoskeletal adaptor activity; dynactin binding. NCBI's taxonomy places the organism in Eukaryota, Metazoa, Arthropoda, Insecta, Hymenoptera, Apidae. Gene Ontology annotation, cellular component: cytosol; Golgi apparatus.